GACCUUUGGUGGUCGUAAAGUCGGGGAGCCAAAACUCUAGGAUCUGGGGCCAAAGACGUGGUGUUGAAGAUAUAAGAUCUGGGGCCUUCGGCUUAGGGCAUCAUCACCAGCUACCACGACAACCUAAUCAAGACUGUCACCAACACGUUCCCAGACCUCUUCGACCGACUCUUAUGACUUGGACUAGUCAGCAGCGACGUCACACUCGAACCAGCUUACUUCCCAGGUCUGAGCAUAAGCAUACCUGUGUCUUCUCUCCUGGUAUAUGAGCGACCGUGUUUCCAAACCGUCUAGCCCGACAAGGAACCCACAACCCACCAGAAGCUACACUACAGAAGUCACUCAGACGACCACCUCUUCUACAGCACACCCGGGUCUGGAGGAUACAUCUCAAUCGACCUCCGAACAACCCUUGUCAACACCCGUAAUUGUCGUUACAAGGUCGCCCGCUUCUUCACGGACACAAACUCCAGAGUCGGGUGCUCGACAGGGUUAUCCCCUUGCUAUCCGUCAUCGCUCAAGAUCUAGUUCGCCGCUACAGCUUCAGAGACAGGAACGCUCUCCUACACCUUACGAACGCCCACAGCGCUCUCAGUCACAACCUCUCGAAGCCUCAACAACUGUGACGAACAUCACCAUGUCUUCUUCGGGAUCUUCACCAUCGGGCACGUCUAGUGCUGGCAGUAACUCUGGAUCAGGUCAACUUCCAUACGCCCCGUUUCCAUAUCCAAUGCCGGCCAAUCCUAGGGGCGGCUCGAGCCAGGGAGGUCAAGGCAAAUAGACGUCUUCUUCAUCC
This is a messenger RNA of Alternaria alternata, 796 nucleotides long. RefSeq lists its product as hypothetical. The record is from RefSeq and is a predicted model, not a curated record. Bases 266 to 781 code for a protein of 171 amino acids. The transcript has a single exon. NCBI's taxonomy places the organism in Eukaryota, Fungi, Ascomycota, Dothideomycetes, Pleosporales, Pleosporaceae.